AAGGUUUUCGCAACUAACAAUGAGUGGCAGAGGCAAAACCGGUGGUAAGGCGAGAGCGAAGGCUAAGACUCGCUCAUCCAGGGCAGGACUGCAGUUCCCCGUCGGUCGUGUUCACAGGCUUCUCCGCAAAGGAAACUAUGCAGAGCGCGUAGGUGCCGGUGCUCCCGUCUAUCUGGCGGCUGUGCUCGAGUAUCUUACCGCUGAGAUCUUGGAGUUGGCUGGCAACGCCGCGAGGGACAAUAAGAAGACCCGUAUCAUUCCCCGUCACCUGCAGCUGGCGGUGCGCAAUGACGAGGAGCUCAACAAACUCCUGGGCGGAGUGACUAUCGCUCAGGGCGGCGUGCUGCCCAACAUCCAGGCUGUGCUGCUGCCCAAAAAGACCGAAAAGCCCGCCAAGACUAAGUAAACAGUCUGGUUGAAGUCUGUUACUUCGUAACCCAACGGCUCUUUUAAGAGCCACCCACUUUAUCCGACAGAGAGCGAAAAAUUUUUUCUUAACUAUUUUGUCAGUGGUGGCGUGCCAUAAAAAGUUGGAAAAAACGCUUUAUUAGUCACAAUUAAAGGUAUUUCUGUUCUUCACAGAUUACUGUCGGAAAAAAAUAUAACUGCCAUCUGGUUGGAGCUUCAGAGUGAGCUUUAUUUGCCAAGUGUGCGCGCAAAUGUCUGGCUAGCCUACAUUAAUCGUAUAGGAAAAGGGAAAAACAGUAUACAUCAAUAGGGGUGUGUAUGAAUGUAUGUUUAUGUAUUCUAUAUAUACAGCAGUGUUCUUCAAUAUAUUUAUAUACAUUGUAGGUAUGUAUUAUUGUCUCAUGUUGCAUAAACACCAGAGUACUGAACUAUGCAUUAACUUACAAAAA
Labeo rohita (rohu) is the source of this 857-nucleotide messenger RNA. RefSeq names its product histone H2A-like. The transcript has a single exon. NCBI's taxonomy places the organism in Eukaryota, Metazoa, Chordata, Actinopteri, Cypriniformes, Cyprinidae. Bases 20 to 406 code for a protein of 128 amino acids. Gene Ontology annotation, molecular function: protein heterodimerization activity; structural constituent of chromatin; DNA binding. The record is from RefSeq and is a predicted model, not a curated record. Gene Ontology annotation, cellular component: nucleosome.